UAAGUUUAGACGAACAUACACAAGUCCACAAUGUCACUAUACCUCGCUCAGGCUCGAGAGUGGAGAGAGAAAAGAGCAUCAAUGCAAUCCCCGGCUUUGCUAAGAUAUUACACUACUCGAACUGCUGUCGCAGCAGCUGCAGCAGGACUACUAACGCCCUUUUGUUCUUCCCCAAUUUAUUCAAAAUCCCUAAUUUCUCCUUCUUCUUUGCAUUUCUCCGCCAUGAAAGCUUCAACUACAACCUCUCAAAAACCUUCUCCUUUCAUCUCCAAUCUCACUCUUUCUCUCUCCUCCGCCUCCGAUUCGAUCAACUCAGUGGGGGACCCCACCUCCCACCUCGUCGUCGUCUCUUUCUACAAGUUCGCCGAUUUUCCCGAUCACGCCAAUUUUCGUAACCCUAUUAAGCAGCUUUGCCAGGAUCUGCGUGUUUCAGGUGGUAUCAUUCUUGCACCAGAAGGAAUUAAUGGGAGCAUAUGUGGUCUUCGUGAAUCAGUGGAACGCGUUCUUGAAUUUAUUCAAUCUGAUGAUCGUCUGAAGGGCCUAAGGCAGAUCGAGUCACCUGUGACUCCUGAAGAUGAAGAAAUACACCAUGGACAUACUAGCAAAUCUCCUGUUGGCGCUGGAGAAGAUGCACCAUUUCGAUGGGAUCAUGUUCGGGUCAAGCUAAAGAAAGAGAUUGUCUCUCUUGGAAUGCCUAGUGUUUCUCCCACGGAGAGAGUUGGAACUUACAUAAGCCCUAAAGAGUGGAAUGAAUUGAUCAGUGACCCAAAUACGGUGGUCAUCGACGUGCGGAACACUUAUGAAACCAGGAUAGGCAAAUUUAAAGGAGCAGUUGAUCCAUGCACAACUGCGUUCAGAGAAUUUCCUUCUUGGAUAGAAAAUAAUUUCCAAUUGGCUGGUUCAGACAGCCUGCCAUCCCAGGAGGUGCACGGAAACAGAAGUGAAUGCCAAGAGAAUAUUGAAGGAGGUAAGACACCACCUCGGGUUGCCAUGUAUUGCACUGGUGGGAUUCGGUGCGAGAAAGCUUCUAGCUAUCUCUUAAGCAAAGGCUUCGAAGAGGUUUAUCAUUUGAGAGGAGGGAUUCUUAAAUAUUUGGAGGAAGUUCCCGAAUCGGAGAGUUUAUGGGAGGGAGAAUGCUUUGUCUUUGACAAGCGGGUCUCUGUGGAUCACGGGUUAGCCCAGGGCACUUUUAAACUUUGUUAUGGCUGCAAGCAACCGGUGAGCGAUGCUGACAUGGAGUCCCCUGAAUACGAGUAUGGGGUUUCUUGUCCUUACUGUUUCUCGACAAAAUCGGAGGAAGAGAAAGAGAGAGCACGAGCUCGGCAAAGACAAUUCGAGGUUUGGGGCGUCAUUGGUGGUCCAGACAAGGGACGUCGACCGACACAUAGUACAAAUGAUUCACAAAGAGGCAGACCAGGCAGUAUUUCUCAGCUGUCACAAUCUGUUUAGGUUAGCUGGAAAUGUGGAGUGAGGGAGACGUAGAUUCUAGUCCCUUUUUUCAUCUUUCAAUUUUGUAAGGAAUUUAGCCUACUUGGAACAGUAAGCGAAAAUUUGUCUGAUUAUUGAACGAGACAAGUUAAACGAAGUGUAAGAGUUAAGCUGAAAGUACAAGUUUAGACUCUUUAUCCAAAGGGAAGGGUUUGACGGUUAGCAACUUAGCAUUCUUCGUUUUGGCCAACUCCUUUUUCUUAUUCCUUUGUUGUGGUUACAAUUUACUAUUUAUCAAGAAAACAGAAACACGAACAAAUUGUUCCCAUUCUUCCUA
Beta vulgaris subsp. vulgaris (sugar beet) is the source of this 1765-nucleotide messenger RNA. Its product is annotated as rhodanese-like domain-containing protein 7. The transcript has 5 exons. The record is from RefSeq and is a predicted model, not a curated record. The coding region runs from base 31 to 1449 and encodes 472 amino acids. Lineage: Eukaryota; Viridiplantae; Streptophyta; Magnoliopsida; Caryophyllales; Amaranthaceae.